Molecule: messenger RNA, 1825 nt
Organism: Nematolebias whitei (Rio pearlfish)
Lineage: Eukaryota; Metazoa; Chordata; Actinopteri; Cyprinodontiformes; Rivulidae
Gene: stxbp2
Product: syntaxin binding protein 2
Exons: 18
Biological process (GO): intracellular protein transport; neurotransmitter secretion; vesicle-mediated transport
Cellular component (GO): secretory granule; plasma membrane
Molecular function (GO): syntaxin-3 binding
Source: RefSeq, a predicted model, not a curated record
CUCAAUGGGGUCAUCAAGAGUGUAAAGAAAGAUGGAGAGUGGAAGGUUUUAAUUGUGGAUCACAUGAGCAUGCGGAUCCUGUCCUCCUGCUGCAAGAUGUCUGACAUUUUGGCUGAGGGGGUGACCAUUGUGGAAGACAUCAAUAAACGCAGGGAGCCAAUUUCUAGUUUGGAGGCCAUUUAUUUGAUCACACCAGUGGAAAAGUCAGUUCAUGCCCUCAUUUCUGACUUCAAAGAUGCAACGUUUACAUACAAGGCAGCGCAUGUCUUCUUCACUGACACCUGCCCUGAUGAUCUCUUUACUGAAAUUGGGAAAUCCAGAGUGGCUAAGGUUGCCAAGACUUUAAAAGAAAUCAAUGUUGCUUUUCUACCAUACGAGUCUCAGGUGUUUUCUCUGGAUGACCCAGCUUCAUUGUACUCAUUCUACAGUUCUAAGACAAAUGAAGGUAGAAACAAAAUGAUAGAGGUUUUGGCAGAACAGAUUGCAACACUGUGUGACACGCUUAAUGAGUACCCUGCAGUUCGAUACCGCAAGGGACCUGAGGAAAAUGCUAAACUGGCUGAUGAGGUCUGCCAACGCCUAACUGCUCAUAAAGCUGAUAACCCAAAAAUGGGCGAGGGUCCAGAUAAGGCACGAUCUCAACUACUGAUUGUUGAUCGUGGGUUUGAUCCCAUCUCACCUAUUCUACACGAGCUGACCUUACAAGCAAUGGCUUACGACUUGCUCGAUAUCAAACAGGACAUCUAUACUUAUCAAACAACUGGCAUUGGCAAUUCAAAAGAGAGAGAAGUCUUAUUGGAUGAGGAUGAUGAUCUCUGGGUUCAGCUCAGGCAUAUGCACAUUGCAGAUGUAACAAAGAAAGUGACAGAGCUUCUUCGCACCUUUUGUGAGAGCAAGAGAAUGAGCACUGAUAACGCCAACAUCAAGGAUCUUUCUCAGAUGUUGAAGAAGAUGCCACAGUAUCAGAAGGAGCUGAGCAUGUACUCUACUCAUUUGCAUUUAGCAGAAGCUUGUAUGAAGAAAUUCAAGGCCUCCCUUGAUAAAGUUUGUGAAGUGGAGCAGGACCUGGCAAUGGGAUCAAAUGCAGAGGGAGAACCUCUGAGGGAUGCCAUGAAGAGCAUCGUUCCUGUCCUCCUCGACAAUGAUAUUGGGGCUUAUGACAAAAUCCGCAUCAUACUGCUGUUCAUUUUCCAUAAGAAAAAAGGCAUCACGGAAGAGAACCUGGCCAAGCUCAUCCAACAUGCAAACAUACGCGAAGACAGCAAAAUCAUCACCAACAUGGAAAAACUGGGCUGUAACAUUAGAGCUGGGGGAUCCAAUGCUGGAAAAAUGCUGCCUGAACGAAAGGAGCGAACCGAGAGUACAUACCAACUCUCUAGGUGGACGCCCAUUAUCAAGGACGUCAUGGAGAAUGCCAUUGAAGACAAACUCGACAGGAAGCAGUGGCCAUUCAUCUCUGAUCCCGCACCAAUCAACACAACUCAGACUACAGUCAGCAGUGCACGAUUUGGACACUGGCACAAAAAUAAAUCUCCGUCAGAAUAUCGCACUGGCCCUCGGCUUAUUAUCUUUGUGAUUGGUGGGGUGUCACACUCAGAGAUGCGUUCUGCUUACGAAGUCACUCGAACCACUGACGGGAAAUGGGAAGUUGUUAUUGGGUCAUCUCACAUCUUGACUCCAACCAGCUUCCUCAAUGACUUGAACAGUUUGGACUAAAUUUCAAAUUCUAAAACGUGCUCCUGAAGCAGGAAUAGCACAUCUGAAUCAGGGUAGUUUUUCAUUAGUGUAGUCACUGGUAUUGUGCCUUGUAUAUCAUAAUAAGUUA